Neurospora tetraspora is the source of this 654-nucleotide messenger RNA. RefSeq lists its product as uncharacterized. The coding region runs from base 183 to 416 and encodes 77 amino acids. The transcript has 3 exons. The record is from RefSeq and is a predicted model, not a curated record. Gene Ontology annotation, molecular function: transcription corepressor activity. Lineage: Eukaryota; Fungi; Ascomycota; Sordariomycetes; Sordariales; Sordariaceae.
GCGGCUCGCCGUAGCGCUUGCAGAUGAUGGAAAUCAUCCGCUGCCCUCAAGGUGCUCAUCCCUUUUCAACAUAAACACUCCGUCUCUGGCAGUGAGAGCAUCUUCAGGAACCACUUUGUCAAACAAACGUCUUGCGCCCUCUAACACAUCCCGUCUUCACAUAUCUUUCCUCGAAAAGCAUCAUGUCUGAAAACGGCGAGGCCAACACCACCACGAGCCCAACAGCGACCAACUCUGCGGAUGACGCCCGUCAGGAGCUCUCAGUUCAGCUUGAGGAUCUUCUAAAUACCCUCUCGAACAAGUUCGCCGGUGUUUCCAGCGAGAUCUUUGCCAAGAUGGACGAGAUGUCAAGACGUCUUGACAACUUAGAGUCUCAAAUAAUGGCCGGGAAGGAGAAGCCAAACGGACCAGCCUGAGUUUUUUUCGUCGUGAAAGUAAACAAACCACGUGCGAAUAGGGGUCGGGUUCAGGGAACGUUAUGUGUGGGCCGAGACAUGCUAGGGCGAUGGAGUUUUCGGAGUUAUACAGAGCAAGCGUCUAAUGUUUACGCGAGUGCGGUAGUUCACGUACAAAACCUAUACCAUGAACAUGACGAGCAGCAAGAAAUGUCUCCUCACUUUAGUGUCAUUGCAGCAACAAGAUACGGGAACAAGC